UUAAAAUGCGUUUCGACAGUUUUAGAGGUGACGUUCUAAUUUUAUGUUCCAGCAUACUCAGCCAUUGUGAAAGACCUCUGUAGCCUACCCUGAUAUUUCCCACGUCUAGCAAAUGACCAGCGUAUUGACAAGCACUCUGAGAAGAUAUUCGACACAUUCGACCAACGUGACGCUCCUGCGGAAACUACCAUAAGAUAACAUAUAACAAUGACCUUCAGGAGGGAUAGGAGCUUCCGGGACAUUCCUGAGGAGCGUUUCCCUCCAGAGAGAACGCUUCUGUAUCCAAGAAGUGCUGCAGCAGAAAGGAGACCUGCUGCUUUUGGUCGACCUGAUGAUGAAUAUGGUCGUGGAUUUGAAUACGAUGGACCUCGCUUCUAUCCUAAUGGUGCCCCUCGAAGUUACCAUGGCGAAGAUCAAAGGGGCUACCAUGGCGACGGCCUUCACUUUGUUAACGAACAUAGGGGAGGUCCACCUGCUCGGAGAGACGACUACCCAUAUUUCAGAGGUCCCAGAGAUGAGCCACACACAGCCCGGCAAAUGGACUUCAGGACCAGCAGCCGAACCGGACCUCCUCCUGGUGUCAGAGUCCAGGGGUCCUAUCCACCACCCCGGCCGCUGUCUUCCAUGGGCCCAGACCCAGGCGACGACACGGUGAUGCAGGCCAUUCUCAGUCUGGACAGAGGAGAGGAUCGCGAUGCCCUGAGACGUAAAGGCACCUUCCCUCCACUGAGAGACCGUUCUCCCCCACCCCGCAGGGACGUGCCCCCCUCUCCGCACAGCCGCUCUGGCUCAAGCGUCAGCAGCCGCGGCUACUCCCCUGAGAGGGGCAAAGCUCACUCCUACCAGCCCCCACAGAGCAAGAGGUAUGAAGAACCAUAUGGUCCCAGCAGAGCACAAGAAAGAGACAGGCAGCCAGGUCCGUCUGUGAGUGCGUCACGAGAUGGGUCACCACACAGCUCUGUGUCAGCCUCAAAGGAUGAAGGCCCAGUAAUUGAUGGCCCACCAGAUGAGGCCCUGCCAGUCCCAGAAGAAGCGUCCAGUGUGAUGGAUGACUUCCAUGAACGAAGAGCACAGGCCAUCGCUGCCAAAGCUCGGGAAAUAGAGAAGGUCUACCGACAGGACUGUGAAACCUUUGGGAUGGUGGUGAAGAUGCUAGUUGCCAAGGAGCCCAGUCUGGAGAAGCACCUUCAGGCCCCUCUUAGGGAGAACCUGAGUGAGAUCCGUGAGCGCUGCCUUGACGACCUGCGCCAUUUCAUCUCAGAACUGGAUGAAGUUGUGCGACAGCCAGAGCCUUCCAUCUAAGGCUAAGAACACUGUAAUCCAAAAAUGAGAGUGUCACGCUUGGGUGGUAGAACCAGGACCAGCCUUUACAUUAUGAGAAUCUCCAAGCAGUAUGGAGCUGUAUGAUGUCAUGCCAUUUCUUCACAUAUCACGCAUGACAUCACCGUCAUCCACCAAAAUGAAAUUUGUUCACAACAAGAGAUUUAAUUAUGAUGUUGAUUCCUGCUGCCGUGGGGUUUUUUUUUUGUUUGGACAUUUUGUGUAACGAGAAGACACAUACAACAAGGAACCUUGCUCUUCAACUUGGAAAUUAUUCAAAAUGAAUUAAUAAAACCACCUUGAAAUAAAGGAGUUGAUUGAUUGUGAGAAUCAAUGAUUUAUUUAUUUUGAAUAUGUCUGUCAGGUGCAUCACAAGGAUAUUUAAGCUCUUGAUCUCAGUUUCAGAGUUACUAAUCAGAGUGUAAAAAAACUAAGUUGAUUUGAGUGAACAGCCACAAUCACACCUACUACACUUGUGCAUUGUCCCUG
Messenger RNA from Chanos chanos (milkfish), 1809 nucleotides. It is a transcript of the gene pphln1, whose product is annotated as periphilin 1. The transcript has 11 exons. The coding region runs from base 208 to 1302 and encodes 364 amino acids. The record is from RefSeq and is a predicted model, not a curated record. Lineage: Eukaryota; Metazoa; Chordata; Actinopteri; Gonorynchiformes; Chanidae. Gene Ontology annotation, biological process: protein localization to heterochromatin; negative regulation of DNA-templated transcription; negative regulation of gene expression, epigenetic. Gene Ontology annotation, cellular component: nucleoplasm.